Molecule: messenger RNA, 3967 nt
Organism: Spodoptera littoralis (African cotton leafworm)
Lineage: Eukaryota; Metazoa; Arthropoda; Insecta; Lepidoptera; Noctuidae
Source: the annotation of a GenBank genome assembly
UUCUAAUAAACAUAAAAAAAUUGAUAUUUCAGUUUGUCCUUUCUUUAACAAUUCCAUUCUAUUAGAUAAUAAAUUUAAAUACGUGUUGUUGUAAAUAUGUGAAAAGUUUGGAUAAAUAUUAAUUAAAAACUUUAUUUAGUACUUUAUUCGACCUAGGUUAUGGUUGGAAAUGAUUGUGAAGGUUUCCACAUUUCAACCGACUCCCUUCCAUAAUAAAACAGUUUUAUAUUUAUAUAACAUAUAGUUUAUUUGAAAAUGUAUCAUAUACUUAGGAUAAUAUUAUAUAGACUGUCGGUUGUGUCUACGUUAACUUUAUUUUGUGGUGUUGUUGUGUUUUGGUUUUAUGGAUUUAUAACGGCUUUUAUCGUGUUCACGGUGGGCAUAUCAGGGAUUCUUUACAAUGCACAAGAUCUUCUUCUUUAUUACCCCAAUGAUCCACCAGACUCCAGGGUGUUUGUUCUUCAACCUAGCAACUAUAAGCUUCCAUAUGAAAGUAUAAAAAUUAAUAAUAAAGAUGGCUUCAAAAUACACAUGUUUUUAAUAAAACAGCCAGUAAAUAGCAAUCACAAGCCUACUAUGGUAUUCUUUCAUGGCAAUGCUGGGAACAUGGGGCAGAGGCUUUCAAAUGUGUCUGGUUUCUACCAUAAGCUUAACAUCAAUGUUCUCAUGGUGGAGUACAGAGGCUACGGUUUGUCAGAAGGAAGUCCUUCGGAAAAAGGUUUAUAUGUAGACGCACAGUCGGCCCUCGAUUACAUAAUGCAGAGAACUGACAUAGAUGUCAGUAAGAUUAUGGUUUUCGGAAGAUCUUUAGCUUCGAGACUGGAAUAUAGGAACAAAAUAUGGGCACUUGUGGUGGAGAAUACUUUCACCAGCAUACCAGACAUGGCACAAGUUAUACUGAAAUGGAGAUGUUUGAACUGGCUUCCCCCUUGCUGUCAUAAGAAUAAGUACCUGUCUUUGAAGAAAAUUGGUCACGUCAUGACACCCACUCUUGUGAUAUGCGGCUCUAAUGAUGCUCUGGUCCCGCCUGCGAUGGGGAAAGAGCUGUACAUGCGAUGUGGAGCAGUAUGCAAGAAGUUGGUGGUGAUGCCCGGCGGUGGCCACGAUGACACCUGGACUUGCAGGGACUACUACUCCUCUGUACAACAAUUCUUGCUGAAUGUGCCGCCCUUACCUGCAAUGACCAGGACAGAGAGUGAUGAUGAUCAGUUUAGCGGUGGUGGUUGUGUGGUGGAAUUUGUUCCAGAGACAAAAUUAAAAUUAAAUACUGUACGUAAAGAAAAUCCUACGUUUAAUGUUGUCGAAGGUCAAGAAGGUCAUCAGACCGAACCGGAUAAGAAAAUGAGUGGGCAAGAAAUGUUUUUUUAUAUCGAAUCAGAUCAGCUGUUGCAGUCAAUUGUUAUGGAUGAAGAAAAUAACUUAAACUUACCUAACAUAGGUCUUCAAAAUAAUGAUACAACUUAUAAAAUAACAGAAAAGAGGUCUAUAGAGCAGGAGGAGAUUACAAAUAAACGUUUUAAAGCGACAUCUACUGUAUUUCUGGAGUAUGCUGAGCCUAUGCUAGGUGGUGAGUUGGAUCAAGAACCAGAUCAAUCUGUGUUAGAAGUGGAUAGAAACGACCGACUAGAUUCAGAUUUAACAGAUUGCGAAGAUUUAGGUUGUGAAUUGGAUCAAGAGGUAGAUAUACCUGUGGUGGACGCCGAAACAAACAACGAAUUGAAUAACGUAGGCCCACAUGAUUCAGAUUUGAUAGAAGGUGGAGAUUUAAAAACCAAUGAUAAACGAUCAAGAAAGAAGAAGAGACAGCCUGAAAAAUGGCAAAAAAAUGUAAAAAAAAGUUAAGAACUCAGGCGAGUCUUACCAAACAGUUAAAGGAAACACAAUACCUGCUAAAAAACUAAAACCUCCAUGUUCAACUGAUUGUCGAUUGAAAUGUACAGAAAAAAUUAAUGAAGAAAAAAGGUUAAACAUAUUCAAUGAUUUCUGGGGCAUUGGCGACCUUGGAAGACAGCGCUACUUUGUUGCUAGUUGUAUGGGAGUUGUAAAGCCAAAGUAUUCGCUACACAGGGAAGAUAGUAAGCGAUCCCUGAAUGUAUCAUACAAGUUUACAAUAAAUUCAGAGGAAAUUCGAGUAUGCAAACGAUUUUUUAUGGCAACGUUGGACAUAGGACAUUCUUUUUUAUCUACAGUAAAUAAAAAGAAAGCUUCGGGUAUAAUACCAGAAGAUCGUAGAGGGCGCCAUGGUAAUACCGGUAGAUGUUUACCACAGGCUGACAAAGAUGGUGCAAGGGAACAUAUAAAUUCCUAUCCGAGAAAAGAGUCUCAUUACUGUCGGGCAAGUUCUACAAAAGAAUACCUUGAUGGUGACUUAAAUUUGACUAUGAUGUAUCGACAAUACAAGGAAUGGUGCCAUCAGAAUAGCAAACCUAUCAUCAAGCAAGGAACUUAUGAACACAUUUUUCGAAAUGAGUUUAACAUUGCAUUUCACAAGCCCAAGAAGGAUCAGUGUUCAAUUUGUUUGUCUUAUCAAAAUGCUGUAGGUGAUGAUAAGUUACAACUGAAGUACACUUAUGAAAAACAUUUAAAAGAAAGAGAUUUGUGCAGAUUGGAAAAGAAAUCGGACAUAGAAACAUGCAAAAAUGAUGCUAACAAAAUAAUUUGUUGUUAUGACAUGCAGGCAGUUUUGCAGACACCAUGCGGAAACGAUUCCCUAUUUUUUUAUAAAAGAAGACUCAAUGUAUACAACUGCACCGUAUUUAACGUUGUAUCAAAAGCUGCCUAUUGCUAUCUAUGGAAUGAGUCAUUAGGAGGAAAAGGUUGCGAUGAAGUUGGGACGUGCAUUUACAAAUUUCUGAAAGACCACUGUGUUGGAAAAAAUGUUUUUUUUUACACUGACAAUUGUUCUGCACAAAAUAAAAAUAAAUACCUGCUAAGUCUCUACCACUAUGCUAUCAAAGUUUUGGGUGUUGUGUCAAUAACACACAAAUAUUUAGUUAUUGGACACACCCAAAACGAAGGUGAUAGCGUGCAUAGCACUAUUGAACGGGAAAAAACACGAAUACUGAAAAAUGGAUCCAUUUUUGUGCCAACACAAUGGAAAUCAGUAAUACAAUGUGCCAAGAAAUGUGGGACUCCUUACGAGGUACAUGAAUUGGACUUCAGUGACAUUCUCGAUUUGAAGGACUUAGUCACGCAGUUUGGCAAAAACUUCACCGUUAAUAAUGACGGUGAUCGUGUCGUAUGGAAUGAAAUAAAAAAAAUCUAUAUGCAGGCGUCUUCUCCAUACUUGGUAUUUUAUAACGACACCUAUGAACCGAAUUCAACAAUGAAGUGCCUAAAUGUGCGCAACAGAACCAGGGGCAGAAGUGCUGCAAAUGUUGAACUACAUCUACGAAAUAAGUACCACCAGCGACCAAAGAUAUCAAACCUAAAAAAAAAAGACUUGCUUGCUUUAUGCGACUCAAAUGUCAUUCCAAGGGUAUACCGAGAGUAUUACUCAAGUUUAGAGGCUGGAGACAAUCAUAUUGAACCCGAUGAGCAUAACGAAAAUGAUUAAUUUGAAGCACUUAUUAUUUUAAGAUUUCUGUUUUCAUUCUUUAUUAUUAAAUAAACCAAUAAGAUUACGAAAUUGAUAGUUUUUUCAUUUCAUUACUAGCAUAUUUAGAAAUAUUCUAAUUCGUUUUAAAUUUUUUAUAAAAUGUUUAAUUCAUUAUUGGCACAAUUCAUAAAAAACCUGAUAACUCAAAAACUACAAAUAAAAACCUAAAUCUUUGUAAAGUACAAUAAACUUGGCUAUAAUCUACAUAUAAUUCAAUAAAUAAAAAAACAUAAAAUUACCUAAAAGUAAAGUAAAAUCACAUUUGAAUAUUUCCAAAAACUUUAAACCUCAGUACCCAAAAACGUAUCAUUUUGAAAUGUUCCAUUACUGUUUCUGACCGACGAUAUAUUAAAUAACCAUUCCAGCAUU